Salvia hispanica is the source of this 1899-nucleotide messenger RNA. RefSeq names its product Transducin/WD40 repeat-like superfamily protein. Gene Ontology annotation, molecular function: protein binding. Lineage: Eukaryota; Viridiplantae; Streptophyta; Magnoliopsida; Lamiales; Lamiaceae. Gene Ontology annotation, biological process: autophagosome assembly. The record is from RefSeq and is a predicted model, not a curated record.
AAAUAAUUCACGAACGAUCCCAACUGUUUUUUUUGUUUUCCGAAUCCUUCGUCAUCCAAACCCUCAAAUUUGAUUUCUAGUUGCCGUAGACGAAACCCUAAAUCCCCAGUUAUUCAAUUUGAUGGCGAUUCGUCUCUUAUAUUUCUAAAUCAGGGCACAAGGAGAUGCUGCAAUGGAUGCAAUAAAGCAUGCUCUAAAAGCUCUGAGAAAGCGCCAUUUAGUGGAAGAGGGGGCACAUUCUCCUGCUUUUAUUGCGCUAUCUCGCCCAAUUGUGUCUCAGGGGUCGGAGUGGAAAGAGAAAGCUGAAAAUCUUGAAUUGGAGCUCCAACAAUGUUACAAAGCUCAGUCUAGAUUAUCUGAACAACUUGUGGUGGAAGUGGCCGAAUCCAGAACUUCAAAAGCAUUAAUGCAAGAGAAAGAAACUAUGAUAUCCGAGUUGCAAAAUGAGCUUAGUCAAGCAAGGGAUGAAUGCUCCCGUUUAGCUGCACUGUUGGAGGAAAAGACUAAGGCUCUGGACUUGUUGAUAGGUGAGCACCAAGAAGUUAAAGCUCAACUUGAGGCGACCAUUCUGAGAGCUGACAAUGCAGAAGCAGAAAACAAAAUGCUAAUUGACCGUUGGAUGUUGGAAAAAAUGAAGGAUGCUGAGCGUCUAAAUGAGGCAAAUGCUCUUUAUGAAGAUAUGGUGAAUCGUCUCAAGGGAACCAGCAUGGAAAAUCUCGCCCACCAACAAGUUGAUGGCGUAGUCCGCCGAUGUGAAGAGGGUGCGGAGUAUUAUGUCGAGUCAACCGUCCCCUCUACAUGCAGGCAAAGGAUCCCUGCUCAUGACGGUGGCUGCGCCUCCAUAUUGUUUGAGCAUAACUCCUCUAGAUUGGUCAGUGGAGGACAAGACAAAGCAGUUAAAAUGUGGGAUACAAACACUGGAUCAUCGACUCGCACACUUUAUGGUUGUCUGGGCACAGUUUUUGAUCUCUGCAUUACCCACGACAACAAAUCGAUUAUUGCAGCCAGCAGUGCAAAUACUUUGUAUGUAUGGGACGUAAGCUCAGGUCGUGUACGACAUACCCUUACUGGUCACACGGACAAAGUCAGUGCCGUGGAUGUCAGCAAGGUGUCUAACCGCAAUGUUGUCAGUGCGGCUUAUGAUCGAACCAUUAAAGUUUGGGAUCUUCAGAAAGGCUACUGCGUCAACACUCUUCUAUGCUACAGCAACUGCAAUGCUCUCUGUUUUAGUAUGGAUGGGCAGACCAUUUGCUCCGGCCAUGUAAAUGGGAAUCUCCGACUAUGGGAUAUUCAGACAGGGAAACUUCUCAGUGAGAUCGCAGCACAUUCCUCUUCUGCAGUAACAUCAUUAUCACUGUCCAGAAACGGUAAUAUGUUGCUGUCGAGUGGAAGGGACAACUUGCACAAUCUAUUCGACAUGCGGACUCUCGAAAUCUGUGCAAAUUUGAGAGGGAAUGGGAGAGUGGCAUCUAACUGGAGUAGGUCUUGUUUGAGUCCUGACGACAGUUAUGUCGCUGCUGGAUCUGAUGAUGGGUCCGUGGAAAUCUGGUCUGUUGGGAACGCCAAAAUAGUGAGCACGCUGAAGGAGCAUACAUCUCCUGUGUUGAGCUGCGCGUGGAGUGAGCUCGGUAAGCCUUUGGCAACUUGUGAUAAGAAUGGCAACAUUUGCAUUUGGUCUUGAUGUGGUAGAGGCUGUAGGUUUCUCUUGAUCACAGUAUAGAAAAAAGAAACAAAAAAUGAUACCAAAAAAGUAUAAUUAUAGAAUUUCCGCUGGAGAAUCCUGUUAUUAUUUGUUCAUUUAGGAAGUAAGUUUGGUUUAAAGAUUAGUUCAUGCUAGCUACUGGGAGAUGUACAUAUUACUUGUUGAUAUUUUGUGAAUGCUUAUGUUUCCUUCAUCAA